Daucus carota subsp. sativus is the source of this 571-nucleotide messenger RNA. RefSeq names its product cytochrome c oxidase copper chaperone 1. Bases 154 to 396 code for a protein of 80 amino acids. Gene Ontology annotation, cellular component: mitochondrial intermembrane space. NCBI's taxonomy places the organism in Eukaryota, Viridiplantae, Streptophyta, Magnoliopsida, Apiales, Apiaceae. The transcript is spliced from 2 exons. Gene Ontology annotation, molecular function: copper ion binding; copper chaperone activity. The record is from RefSeq and is a predicted model, not a curated record.
GAAAAAAUAUACAAUUUAUGAUCAAAUAAAGAACCCCGCGUGUAUAAAAUUGACCAGACUUCUCACUUUCCUGGAGCUUCUCAUCAAAUCCCAAUCACUUGGAAACCCUAACCCUAGAUCCGACCCGGUGAAAUCCAGCAGAGAGUUCUUAAAAUGGAUGUGCUGCCUACGCGGAACAUAUCUUCGGCUGUGACUCUUUCACGUUCACAGGAAGGCAAAGGGCAAGCUGCUAAAGAAACUGGGAAUGAUACCAAGCCAAAGAAGAAAAUCUGCUGUGCUUGUCCUGAUACAAAGAAGCUAAGAGAUGAAUGUGUAGUGGAACAUGGUGAAGCCGCCUGCUCUAAAUGGAUUGAUGCUCAUCGUAAAUGUCUUAGGGCAGAAGGCUUCAAUGUUUAAAAUGUCACUGUAUCCAUAAUGAUAAGAAUAAAUAGACCGUCUCAUUUUUGUAGAACCUUUGAUUAUUUGGGGGUAUACAGAUAGAUUAUACUGGGUUUUCGGAAGUUCCUGAAUAAUGAAUACGCGUUGUAAUUCACUCUCAAGAUUAAGAGUUGGAUGUAUCUUUUCUUCAUAA